Molecule: messenger RNA, 905 nt
Organism: Labrus bergylta (ballan wrasse)
Lineage: Eukaryota; Metazoa; Chordata; Actinopteri; Labriformes; Labridae
Product: tetraspanin-8-like
Cellular component (GO): plasma membrane
Source: RefSeq, a predicted model, not a curated record
AUGGCAGGAAUCAAAGUUGUUAAAUAUCUGAUAUUCUCCAUCAACUUUCUUUUUUCCGUGGCUGCUCUUAUCGUCUUCGGCUUGUCGGUGAACGCCAGGAUCCAUAGGGUGUACUAUCACAUCACUGACGACGCUCUCCAAGCCGUUGACCUCCUGAUAGUUAUCGCCGUGGUGACUCUGAUUUUCUCUUUCCUCGGCUGUUAUGGAACGGUCAGGGAGAGCCGCUGCCUGCUCAUCCUGUUCUUUGUGGGUCUGCUCAUCGUGUUCCUCAUGCUGUUGGCUGUGGUCAUGUUGGGGGCCAUUGCCAGAAGACCAGCUUUCCAUGAGGAGCUGAAAAAUGAAAUUAAGCAGCAGCUUCUCCCGCUGAGUGAACAGCCGGAGGACAUCCAGGAGGAUCUUCACGAGGUGGAGAGAAGCGGCUUCUGCUGUGGCCUGGUCGACGGGUAUCUGGACUGGGGCGAGGUGGCGCCGGACUCAUGUACCUGCAGGGAUGCAACCAGGAAGUGCGAGGUAGUGGACGGACGAGAGAUCUACUCCACACCGUGUUUGUCGUAUAUAUUGACGAUGGUGGACAUUGUGGUGGUGACACUCAUGACCACGGGGUGUGUGCUCGGUGCACUGACAAUCCUCGAGAUGGUUUUAUCUUUAGUGUUGAUUUGUAAGAGCUGAGAAUCUGCCUGAAUCUGUUGAUUCAACAUUCAACAGAGUGAUGAUCUAACCAACUUUGCAACGAUCACCAGGAGUUACUUUAAGUAAGAGCUUUGGUCUGGGCAGAAAUAGUUUCAGAAAUAGUUUUGUUUUUUUUGUUUUAUAACCACUGAUAAUUCUGCAUCAUUGUUGAUGUCACAUUCUGUUUAUUAUCUGUUGUAAGCUGCUGCAUUUGUUUUAUUGUAAUAACCGCUGUG